UGACGCUCGGACGGCACAUUUGAGAGAUGGCUGGAACCAGGCACCUCAGUAAGAGUUUGGAUGCCUUUCGGGGUCUUUUCGGGAGCGGCUUACGCCCGCGCUUUCCACGGGGUGCACGGAUAAGCCCUACUACGCUUCAUUGGAGAUGUUUAAGCUCUAGCAGGUUCCUUGGUCCUCUAAUAAUGAAGUCCUGCUCUUUCCUGGACUCCAGAUCAAUUAUGAGAAAGCAGGUCCGGCCCUUCCUCAACCUUGCCGCUCCUCUACUUGGUGCCAAGCGUAUGGAAUACACUGAAAUCCGUCAACUUCCGUACUCUGUUGACCAGAUGUAUGACAUUGUAGCCGAUGUUGGCAGCUACCAGCUCUUUGUUCCCUGGUGUAACUGCUCCCGCAUAAUUUCCCAUCACAAAGAAGUCUCCCAGGCUGAGCUGGAAGUGGGAUUUCCUCCUGUGGUUGAGCGCUAUGUCUCGGAGAUCUCCUCAGUGCCUCACUGCCAGAUCCGGGCUGUGAGUAAAAAUGGGCGGUUAUUUCGGCAUCUGGAGACACUUUGGCAAUUUAAGCCAGGAAAUACAGGACGGCUAGAUUCUUGCACACUCACAUUUUAUGUCUCCUUUGAAUUCAAGUCCAGCUUCCAUUCACAACUGGCUAAUCUUUUCUUUAAUGAAGUAGUCAAGAGGAUGGCCUCAGCCUUUGAACAGAGAGCAGAGAAGUUGUACAGAACUCGAACGGCAGCCCAGCCACACCAGGCAAUUCACUGCACGUGAUAAUGGUCUUGGGAAUACUGACGUUGGAGUCCACCUUCCUGAUCUCAUAGAUCAAACUCUUCUUUUUGGAUCUCAUAGACCAAACUCUUCUUUUUGCCCGCAUCUGUAUCAUUUCUUGGGUGUUUUUAAUUCACUGACAUGACUUUAUUUAUGCCUAUUUACCUUGCCAAAAAAAAACAAAAAAAACCCUCCACCUCUCAAAGGUGCACAUUAUUUAAACGAUUCUGCUAUUUUAUUUACAAUAAAAAUAAAUUAUUGGAUAUUUAAUUAUGAUGUUGUAAGGAUGACUCUUUGUUACAACGGAGAGACCCUGACCAUCACUGAAAGCUACAAAUAUUAUAAUGGAUUUUAAAAUUAUUUUUGAAACAGAAGGGUUUCAGAUUUUUAAAAAGUGGCAUAUUUAUUAGCUCACUGAAUAAUUUCUUGAAAUAUAGAAAAACAGCUAGCUAAGCACAAUACUUUUUCCCCCGCCCUUCAGUGGCAUUCAGAUGUAAGUUCCUACACUCUCCCUUUCUCUUGUUAAGCCUGUUUCUUCUUCUAGGUGGCAUGGGAUCUAUCUUUUGUUUCUUUCCUUGAAGGAACAACUUUCCUUUCAAAUUAAUUCAAACUACUCUAGAAUGUAUUGAAAAUGGAAUAAAAACAGGGGUGGGCAAUUGAUUUUUCUUUAGAGCUCACAAGAAGACCCUGGAAUGAGCAAGUUGAUCAAAACUUGUUCCUUGUGAGCCAGCCUUUCUUUUACUCAAAAUUCUCCUGAGUAUAGAGGCUUUUGUGAACAGCAACAGCAUGUAGCACAAGGCUGUUAAGUAAUUGAGAAGUUGCAAAUAUUAGGCUAGGCUAGUCAUAUAGGAGUUAUAUAGACAGUGAUGCAGUCUAACUCUGAUCUCUUGAAAUAUUUUAUACCUGAGCCGCCUGGGUAGAAGCAAGUGAUUGCCUAAGACAGGAAUUGCUGACAAGGUUAGAGUUUAGUUGCAGCAGAGAUGACGCCACCAAGCUGACUCCUACUCGGAUGGCGUAAUUGCUUAAGCACAGCAGAAAAACGAUAACUUGCGCCAAAAAUGGCAAUUUUCUAUUCUGAGGCA
This is a messenger RNA of Pseudonaja textilis, 1840 nucleotides long. Its product is annotated as coenzyme Q-binding protein COQ10 homolog B, mitochondrial-like. Gene Ontology annotation, molecular function: ubiquinone binding. Gene Ontology annotation, biological process: cellular respiration. The record is from RefSeq and is a predicted model, not a curated record. NCBI's taxonomy places the organism in Eukaryota, Metazoa, Chordata, Lepidosauria, Squamata, Elapidae. Gene Ontology annotation, cellular component: mitochondrion.